Dioscorea cayenensis subsp. rotundata (Guinea yam) is the source of this 922-nucleotide messenger RNA. RefSeq lists its product as uncharacterized. NCBI's taxonomy places the organism in Eukaryota, Viridiplantae, Streptophyta, Magnoliopsida, Dioscoreales, Dioscoreaceae. The transcript has a single exon. The record is from RefSeq and is a predicted model, not a curated record. Bases 313 to 660 code for a protein of 115 amino acids.
CCCUUCCUCAUUCUCUAUUCCCUUCGUUUCUCGUUCUCUCGCUCUAAAAUCCCUCACUUUCUCUCUCUAAAACUCAUCGCCGGAGACCUAAUUGAUCUCCUCCCUCUCCGGCGUCGCCGCCCACCAGUACGUUUCUCCGGCGAAGAUCGCCGGAUUCCGUCCAUUCCCUCCAUCUCGAUCCCCCUUUUUUUUCCCCUUCGUGUUUUGACCGAAAUACCCUCGUGUUUUCUCCUUAUUAUUAUUAUUUAUUUAUUAUUAUUAUUCUUUUUGGGGUUGUUUUCAUUCUCUCUCAAUCCUCGUGCUGACGUGGCGAUGGCAAGCAACGGAGGGCACGGAUUGAUGCCACCUGGCGGGCAUCGGAAGCGGAAGGAUCGUGAUUCGUCCGACCCACCCCGAGCGCCGCCGCAGCCGCCGAGUCAAGCCGAGCUGAAACACGAGCCGGUGGCUGGGAACCGGCUCUUAGCCGGUUACCUGGCCCACGAGUUCCUCACCAAAGGAACUCUGUUCGGAAACCGGCCCGGCCCGGAACCGAACCGGAAACCGGACCGGGCCCACCAGCCGAAAACGUACGCUGACGUGGCGCGCGUCUUCAAGACCGAUGGGGUCCACGUCCCCGGCGUUGUGAACCCCACCCAGCUGGCUCGGUGGUUGCAGAUGUGAUCCUCGCUUCUCCGGCGGAGCACCAGAACACAUCCGGGAACACGUGGCGAUCCACGAUUGGUACUAAGGCCUUUUUCUCUCUUCUCAAAUGGAAAACCGAGAAAACGAAAACUGAAAACUGAAAACCGAAAACCUUCUCGUCGUCGUGCAUGCAUCCAUGAUUCAUCGAGGAAGUUGGCGAAUGGAAAACGGAGAAACGUUUUUCUCGGAGGUAAAAGAACGGAGAAAAAGGAAAGAAAGGUUUUUUUCUUUUUUUCUUGUU